Protobothrops mucrosquamatus (brown spotted pit viper) is the source of this 2165-nucleotide messenger RNA. It is a transcript of the gene VPS9D1, whose product is annotated as VPS9 domain containing 1. The transcript is spliced from 15 exons. Gene Ontology annotation, molecular function: guanyl-nucleotide exchange factor activity; small GTPase binding. Bases 1 to 1905 code for a protein of 634 amino acids. The record is from RefSeq and is a predicted model, not a curated record. Gene Ontology annotation, biological process: vesicle-mediated transport. NCBI's taxonomy places the organism in Eukaryota, Metazoa, Chordata, Lepidosauria, Squamata, Viperidae. Gene Ontology annotation, cellular component: endocytic vesicle; cytosol.
AUGGCGGCCGCGCCCUCCGCCGCCGCAGAGCCGCCGGUGAAGCCGCUGCAGGGCGCCAUGAAGCUGGCCAAGGCUGCCCUGGAGCUGGACGCCGGAGACCGGCCGCGGGAAGCCUACGUGGAAUAUCUAAAGAGCAUCAGCUACAUCGCCCAGGUCCUCCUGGAAGAGGCGGCAGCCACGACUGGGGAUGAAAAUGACCUGGCGCCUGACACCCCCAAGAUGCUCAAGGUAGCGGAGCAGUGCCUGGAAAGAGCCAAGAGCAGCGCUUCUAAAAUAGGAAAGGCCAAGGCCAAGCUGGGGGGGAAAAAGGUGGGCCCUGCUCCGGUUUCCCGGCACCGCAGAGUCUCUUCUGAUGAAGGCAGGAAGCUUUCGCCUUUUCUGCCUCCUGAGAUGUUCCAAAAGCUGCAGAUCACUCAAGAGCAGAGCCCCAGGAAAGAACUCAGCCCGCUGGAAGAGGCGUCACUGCAAAACCAGAAGCUGAGAGCUACCUACGAGGCCCGGCUGGCCCGGCUGAACCCCAACCAAGCAGUGCAGAAGACCUCUCUGACACUUUCUCUGCAACGUCAGAUGAUGGAGAAUUUGGUGAUUGCAAAAGCCCGGGAAGAGGCCCUCCAGAGGAAGAUGGAGGAGCAUCGGUUGCGGCUGCAGGAAGCUGCCAACAGGAGGUUCUCCAGUAAUGCGGUGCUGACCCCAGAAGAGCAGGAGCAGCGGGCCAUCUACGCGGCUAUCCUGGAGUAUGAGCAGGACCAUGACUGGCCGAGGAUGUGGAAGGCCCAGCUGAAGGAGCAUCCCAGUGAUCUGUCCUUGGUGCCAAAGCUUCUCUCGCACCUGCUCAGCUUUGCAGAUCAUCCUGUCUGCCAGUUGCUGAAGAAGCUGCAGUGCUCGGUCUACAACCGCGUCUAUCCUCUCAUCAGCCAAAGCAGGACAGACGUCUCGCGCGGCUGGUCCCUCUCCUCCUCGCUGGAUGCUGAGGCCUUCCUGCCAUCGGCCACCGAGGGACGGCGGUUGCGCUCGUCCCAAAGCUUGCACUCCAUGUUUUCUGUCCAGGAACACAACAAGUUGAACCUCCGUCAUAGCAUCUCUGGCACCCCCUUCAUCGAGGACCAGAGCCUGUUGCUUCCCCCACAAGGAGGACGUGUGUCCCCCCCAUCGGCUGACCGGGAGAGCUCCUUUGAGGACCUGGAGCAAUUUUUGUCAGCCUCUGAAGCACGUCCAGCAGGGCCCCUGCAAAACCCUCUGGCUGGGAAGAAGGGCUCCCAACAGGAGGCCCUCAAGGCGGUCGUGAAGGACAUUCACAACUCCAUCGACAGACUGCUGUCCCUGAUGCUGCUGGCUUUUGAAGGCCUCAACACAGCGGCCGCCAAGGAUCAGUGCCUGGCGCGGCUGGAGGAAGCCUUCUUUGGCCCACUCUGGGGGCCCCUCUUGACUGUGUACAGGACUGUCUACGGGGCCCAGGAAGAGGCUCUGUCCAGGAGCAUGGAGCUGCGCAGGAAGACCGCUCCGACUGAGAUGGGCAUCCCAUCCAAGCUGCUGCCCAAGGGAGAAGGGCCUUCCCCAUAUGCUGCGGCCGUGCAGGAGCUGCUGCUCCUCCCUCUCAGCAGCUGCCCGCAGAGGAAGCUGGAGUGCAUCGUGCGGACUUUGCGCGUCAUCUGUGAAUGUGCGGAGGAAUACUGUGGGAGCCGACUCCACCCGGCAUCCGCUGCUAUCGGUGCAGACGACCUCUUGCCCAUCCUCUCCUUUGUGGUCCUCCAGAGCAACUUGCCCCAGCUGGUCUCUGAGUGUGCCGCCCUGGAAGAGUUCAUCCAUGAAGGGUACCUGAUUGGGGAAGAGGGCUACUGCCUGACCUCCCUGCAGAGCGCCCUCUCCUACGUCCAGAGCCUGCAGGGGCCGGUGCUCCGGAAGUAACGGAGCUCCCAGUGGUGGGGGCUACCCCUCCCUCCUGCCUCGCUGCUCCUUGGGGAUGCUUUUUGGAGGACUGCAAAGGGAAACUGACCAGCUGGACCAGGCACCCCUCCUAGGACUACUAUUGCACAAUAUUUGGGAGGGGGUGCACGUAAACUUUGGUAUCAGCCCAACAUUGACUAGCAUAUGUCCUGCCCUGCAGGUCUUCUGGCACUGUGGCUUCUGUCCUGGUGUGUUGCAAGAUGCUUAGCUGCCCCCCCCCC